AUGUCUGAAUCCAUCAACUCCAAGGAAUACAGAGACCAAGGUUCUUCGCACGACGUGUCGAAGAUUCAAACUGCCGGUGAUAACGAUGAGUACAUCAUCAUCGGUAACCAAAAGUUCCACCGUCACGAAUUGAUGGCUGCCUUUGGUGGUACGUUGAACCCGGGUUUGUCUCCUCCUCCUAAACACGAAUUUGCCAACCCCGCUCCCCUUGGUCUUUCUGCCUUCGGGAUGACUACUUUCUGCUUGUCGCUUUACAAUGCUCAGGCCAUGGGCAUCAAGAUCCCCAACGUCGUCGUGGGUAUGGCUGCCUUCUAUGGUGGUGCUGCGCAAUUCUUGGCUGGUGUUUGGGAAAUGUGUGUUGGUAACACUUUUGGUGCCACCGCUUUCUGCUCUUAUGGUGCUUUCUGGUUGUCGUACAUGGCCAUCAAUGUGAAGUCGUUCAACAUUGCUGGUGGUUACGUUUUUGAAGAUGGUACUGCUGACACUCAUCAAUUCCAUAACGCCGUCGGAUUCUACUUGCUUGCUUGGGCUUUGUUCACUUUCAUGAUGUGCUCGCUCACCCUUAAGUCGACCGUGAUGUUUUUCCUUUUGUUCUUCUGUCUCGCUGUGACGUUCGUUUUGCUUGCUGCUGGUGAUUUCACGGGUAAGGUUGGUGUUACCAGAGCUGGUGGUGUCCUUGGUGUCGUGACUGCUUUCUUGGGUUGGUACAACGCCUGGGCCGGUGUGGCUACUAAGACCAACGCGUACUUUACCUCGUACCCUAUUCCCCUUUACCGCGCUUAG
This is a messenger RNA of Diutina rugosa, 783 nucleotides long. Its product is annotated as acetate uptake transporter family protein. Bases 1 to 783 code for a protein of 260 amino acids. The record is from RefSeq and is a predicted model, not a curated record. The transcript has a single exon. Gene Ontology annotation, cellular component: plasma membrane. Gene Ontology annotation, molecular function: acetate transmembrane transporter activity. Lineage: Eukaryota; Fungi; Ascomycota; Pichiomycetes; Serinales; Debaryomycetaceae.